GAACACCCAUUUCAAAUAACGAAUCAAACCUUGUAUCUUGUAAUAACUCCAAAAGAUUAAAAAAAGAAAAAGAAAACAAUUGUUCAAUUUGUACAUUCAAGUGCAAAAAUAGGCUCCAAUGAAAAUCAGAAGAUGAAUCGUAAACGAUCUGAUGAAGUUAAUAACAAGGCUCUUGAAGAAAGACUGAGAUAUGCUGUUACAAAUGAUGAUCUCCAGACAGUUAAACGUUUAUUGAAGGGUGGUGUUGCUACUACAUCUCAAUAUUGGUUUGAUGGCAGCUUACUCCAUGAAGCUGUUGGUCGCAGUAGAGAGGAGAUGGUCAGACUCCUGAUUCAAGGAAAGGCUAAUGUUAAUGCAAAGUCGAAAGAUGGUAGAACUGCCCUACAUGUUGCUUGCAGAAUUGGUAAUGAAGCCAUUGUGGACCAGUUGAUUAAAGGGGGCGCUGACAUCAAUGCCAAGUCAAAGGACUAUCGUACAUGCCUCCAUGUGGCUGCCUGGAAGAACAAGGUUAACAUUGUCAAGAAGUUAGUGGAUGCAGGUGCUAAAGUCAAUGUUAAAGAUGAUGAUCUGUGGAUGCCUCUACAUUGGGCAGCAAAUCUAAAUGCUAUGGAAAGUGCUGAAUACCUCAUUAAAAAUGGUGCCAUAAUCAAUGCAGCUGAUAAGCGUGGAAAGUUACCUAUUCAUGAAGCUGCCGCUGGAAGUCAUACAGACAUAAUUAAAUUGCUCAUAAGACACGGCUCAAAUGUACAGACAAUAUCAAAGGAUGGGUCCAUCAUAUCUCUAUUUAGAAAUGACAUUCCAAAGGACAUCAUUCCUAUAGUGGUUGGUGCAGGAUUCAAUAUUCAACAAGACAAAUACAACUGGAAAUACAGGAACUUACACACUGAUAUAGAAAGGGAACAAAAAAACAAGAGCCUUGUGGAGAUAUGUAGAAUUGUAAUUAGGCGGAUACUUAUAAGAUGCAGUAGGGGACGUAGUAUCUUAAAUAGUAUAGAUGAACUUCCAUUACCUUUGACAGUUAAAGGAUUUGUCCAUCUAGAAGACCUCCUAGAUUCAACUGAAUGAUUUGUGAUUGUUCUUCAAUCUGAAUAUCCAAGUAUAAGUGCCAAAGUGCCUUUUUUGACUGGUUCCCAUUAUGACUUAUAACAGAAUGGAUGAACUACCAUAAGAGGUUGAUUUGUAUCCAAAUAUAUUGCUGUAAUAAUGUAUGCAUUCACACAGACAACUCUGUGCAUAUUGGUCGGCCUAAAAGAUGGUACUUGCCAUCCUGCUAUAAAUGCUGCC
Messenger RNA from Owenia fusiformis, 1284 nucleotides. Lineage: Eukaryota; Metazoa; Annelida; Polychaeta; Sabellida; Oweniidae. The record is from the annotation of a GenBank genome assembly.